Messenger RNA from Petromyzon marinus (sea lamprey), 898 nucleotides. RefSeq names its product thioredoxin domain-containing protein 9. The record is from RefSeq and is a predicted model, not a curated record. NCBI's taxonomy places the organism in Eukaryota, Metazoa, Chordata, Hyperoartia, Petromyzontiformes, Petromyzontidae.
GCUUUUCAGAUCACGUGGCGAGAACCGCAGCCAAUCGCGUCACCCUAGCAACCACCCCCCCCCUCCUCCCUUAGCAACGGUAGGCCUCAGGCUUAGCAAGAUGUCUGACGUGAAUGGAGGAGGAGGUGGAGGUGGCGCCGUGUCGGCGCUGGAGAAGCAGCUGCUGGAAGUGGCGGUGGCCGUGGAGGAGCGGGUGGACAGCGCCAUCCGGCAGAUGGACGAGAUGGGGGAGGAGGAGAUGGAGGCGCUGCGCGAGAGGCGCCUGCAGGCCCUCAAGAAGGCGCAGCAGCAGCAGCAGGAGUGGCGGUCACUUGGACAUGGUGUGUACAGUGACAUUGCCGACGAGAAGGCGUUCUUCAGCGAAUGCAAACGCUCACCCCGAGUGGUGUGUCACUUCUACAAGGACUCCACCCAGCGCUGUGAGGUGGUAGACGGCCAGCUGGCCAAGAUGGCUCCGCUCCACCUUGAGACUCGCUUCCUGCGCCUGGACGUGAGCCGGGCGCCCUUCCUGAGCACCCGGCUCCGCCUCCGCGCCGUGCCCACCGUCGCCGUGGUGAGGGGCGGAGCCAUCUCCGACUACGUCAUCGGAGUCGCCGAGAUGGGCGGAGCCAACGGGGCCAGGCCCAGCCCCCAGCUCAGCGCGGCGGAGUUGGAGCGACGGCUCGCCGCAGCUGGGGCCAUCUUCCGGAGUGACGCUGCUGGAGACCCCCCAGGCAGUGGUGGUGGUGCCCACCCCCCACGCACCACCUUCACCCACGCUGCCAAGAAGACGUCGAUCCGGGCACAACACCGCAACACCGCUGACUCAGACUGACUCAGACUCAGACUGACUCACUCACUCACUCACUAGGACUCACUCACUCAGACUCACUCACUCACUCAGACUGACUCACUAGGA